UUGGGCAAGGCGUGGGGCGGGCGGGAAGGGAGCGGAGACACAACAAAUAUGGCGGCUACAGCUGCGACGCUGACGAACGCUGAGGCGGUGGCGGCGACGAACAAGGCUGUGGGGAUUCCUCGGUGCAGUUGUCAGGAGAUAUAACAGACUUUCAACUUAAAGAGAGAAAGAAAGAAAGCACCAAGAUGGGUGAAAAGAAGCCAGAGCCUUUGGACUUCGUCAAAGAUUUCCAGGAAUACCUGACACAGCAGACGCAUCAUGUGAACAUGAUUUCGGGAUCAGUUAGUGGGGACAAAGAAGCAGAGACUCUUCAGGGAGCUGGAACAGAUGGCGAUCAAAACGGACUUGAUCACCCAUCUGUUGAAGUUUCCCUGGAUGAAAACUCAGGAAUGUUAGUAGACGGGUUUGAAAGGACCUUCGAUGGGAAGCUCAAGUGCCGGUACUGCAACUAUGCCAGUAAAGGGACGGCCCGGCUCAUCGAGCACAUCAGGAUCCACACAGGCGAGAAGCCUCAUCGAUGUCACUUAUGUCCGUUUGCAUCUGCUUAUGAGCGCCAUCUGGAAGCCCACAUGCGCUCUCACACUGGGGAAAAACCAUACAAAUGUGAAUUGUGUUCCUUCCGCUGCAGUGACCGAAGCAACCUGUCCCACCAUCGAAGGCGCAAACAUAAAAUGGUACCAAUUAAAGGUACCAGGUCUUCCUUAAGCAGCAAGAAAAUGUGGGGAGUUUUACAAAAGAAAACAAGCAAUCUUGGGUAUAGCAGAAGAGCACUAAUCAACUUAAGUCCGCCUUCCAUGGUGGUCCAGAAACCAGACUACCUUAACGAUUUUACCCAUGAAAUUCCAAAUAUUCAGACCGACUCCUACGAAACCAUGGCAAAAACCACACCAACUGGUGGCCUGCCAAGGGACCCCCAAGAACUCAUGGUUGACAACCCUUUGAAUCAGCUCUCUACUUUAGCAGGACAGUUGUCCAGCUUGCCACCAGAAAACCAAAACCCUGCCUCCCCUGAUGUAGAUCCCUGCCCUGAUGAAAAGCCUUUCAUGAUCCAGCAGCCCUCUGCCCAAGCAGUAGUCUCUGCUGUGUCAGCAAGUAUUCCUCAGAGCUCCUCCCCCACAAGUCCAGACCCUCGGCCGUCGCACAGCCAGAGGAACUACAGUCCAGUGGCAGGGCCCAGCAGUGAACCAAGUGCCCACACCAGUACCCCCAGCAUAGGAAACAGCCAGCCAAGCACUCCAGCUCCAACCCUGCCGGUCCAGGAUCCUCAGCUUCUGCACCACUGCCAGCACUGUGAUAUGUACUUUGCAGACAAUAUCCUUUACACUAUUCACAUGGGAUGCCAUGGGUAUGAGAACCCCUUUCAGUGUAAUAUAUGUGGAUGCAAAUGUAAAAACAAGUAUGAUUUUGCCUGUCAUUUUGCAAGAGGGCAGCAUAACCAGCACUGAACACAGUCAGCAUUGAUCUCACUUGGUUUGGCCUUUGGGGAGUUUGUAGUUUGGUCUUUAGUUUGAUCAUCCCUAAUAAGGUAUAUGCUAAUUUAAAAUUUAUACAUUUUAUUCAUAAAAUAGAAGUUUGAUAGUGAGAAAAGGUUUUGUUAACUUUUCAUAAAAGUCUGUUCAGGGUUAUUUAUGCAUUAGAUAGUUAGGUGCAUUGUUGUCUUUUCCUUUAGCCUUCUGAGACUUCCUACACUUGUCCUGAGGACUCCAGGGUAAUCCUGACUCUUGAUGCUUUAGUGUGUACAUUACAGCGAAACAUUCUUCCUGCCAUAGUUCAAAAUGGCACAAUAAACUUCUCAUGCAAUCUUUUGUAACAUUUCAGUGUUUAUAGACAAACUGCCUUUAAGUUUGCUUUUAAUUCACAUAACUUAACUUGAGUUAGUUUUAUUACAACCAAAACCAGUAGUUAUUUCAGUGUAAUAAAUCUCUUCAAGGGCAAGUAUAAAACAAUUCUUUUCAAAUUUAAAUUAUAAAAAUGCAAGUCUUGGAACUUGAAAUUUGGGCUAAGUUGAAAAUUGUGUUCAGUAUUUGAGAUAUCUGUUCAUUUUCUGUGUAAACAUGUUUGUGUUUCAUUUAUAUAUAUUUAUGUAUUUUGAGUAUUCUUUUAAAGCCACAGGUAAAUAUAUUAGAGUGCUAGAUGCCUUUUUCGAUCUGAAUCCUUCAUUCAAAUUCUGCACUCACUGGUGUCAGGUAAGAUUGACAGCCACACUGAUUACUUUAUUCUUCCUAGUCUUCGAUGACCAAAGAGGAAGGAGAACGCAUCCAUCUUAGUAAGAUGCUUCAAAACAGUCUCCAAGGUUUCCUUGUCUGCCUUCUGUACAUUUAUCGCCCUUAAUUUCCAAGAAGGGGCGAUGUAGAGACCCAGAAAAAUGUACUAGUGAAGAAACAGUACAGUAAUGAGAGCAUGCCCAGAGCAGAGCAGGCCAUAGAAGUCCCCCUGUGAGUCUUCAUGGACAGAGACGGUGGGAUAAUCACCACCGUGGGAAAGGAUAAAGAGUGAAAGUUAUUAUGAAGCACAUUGAAAUGUGACAUUUAAUUUACCUAUAAUUAGAGUGGUUCAUUUUAUAUAGGAAGCCACUAUUUUUGUAUCGUGUAAUAAGUAGCUUACUUUGAAGAGAGCCUGGCAAAACAAUAAAACAUUGUCAGUUACUAUUGGUUUCUGUGUACUUUGCAAAUUUUUCAUUUUUAUUUGGUUAAUAUCUUGAAAACUUUCCCAAUUGGCUUCUUAAAGAAAUACCCUGUCAAUCAUUAUUAACCAAAAAUCACCUCUUACAGUAAUUAAGAGGGAAAUACUGAGAGUGUCUACCCAUUAAGUCCCAAGUGCCCUGUUAAUGGAUCUGUGCCCUCCUUCCCUCCCUGUGCUAGAAAGCCAUUCAGAGGGUGCCUGUGCUUACAUAGCCAGUCUUGGCUCAUCCUGACUGCACUGUUAAAGCGCAGCCCCAAAGACACUUUCUCUUCUGAUCCUAACUUUCUAGUGAUUUUGGUCUGAUGCUUAAAUCAUUCACAAGAUUCGUUUUAGCACAACACUUUCCAAAUACAUAACUUGACUGUUGUGCUUAUCAGCUGCCAGAAAGAAACAGGUGGGUGUUUGGAAACUUUGCUGUUUUCAAACUUUGAUUCAACUAAAAGCAAUACUCCCAAAUAGACAGUGAAAGCUUCCUGAGACAGGAAGAAGCCCAGAGCACUGCUGCACACCUCUAGUCCCAGCUGCUUGGGAAACAGAGGCAGGAAGAGUGCAAGACGUGUCUCAAAGGCCACAGACCCUGAAAGGGCUCUCCUUCCAGCCAGUUGUAUCACCUACAUUCUGGGCCAAACAGUGACACGUGCAUUUUGUUUUUCCUAACAACUAAGGAUGAAUGUUUUGAAGGUAAAUUUCAUUUUAACUAUGGAAAAGACUUUUCAUAGUUACAGACUAGAAGUAAAGAAAUCCUAAUUUUCCAAUAACAUAAGAGCACAGUUGGUCUUCCAAAGGUGUCGAUGCAUGAAGCUACAAGUACUUCGGAAUGCACUAAAAUUUUGAAGCAAAUCUACCUUAGGAACUUUUGAAAUUGUACUUUUAAAGAUUUAGGAUUUUGCUUAAAUAUUCUGAGUUAAAUUCUGUACUAGGAAAGAUGUUGGAUUCUUUCCUUAAAUACUAAAUAUGUUCCUCAUUUUAUUUUUAACCAAAUGUUUUAUAGAAAUGAGUUGAGAAAAGUUUAACAUGCACUAUUUAUAGUACUUUGCCAUUAACAGGCAAUGUUCUGAAACUAAAUUUAUUUUUGUUCAGUGAACAUGAGUUUAGAUUUUUAAAGUUGGUAAUUUAUCUCCACUACUAUUUUUUUAAACUGUGAAGAGAUUAACAGAAUAAUUUUAUUUCAGAUUUUACUAAUGUCGUGUGUAGCUACAAUUCUUGACAUUCAAGUGAAGACGAGACUUGUGUUUUGAGAUUUUUUUCCCAUCGGGUAGUUUCAGUGGUUUCAUUUUAGAAAUGGGUUUGCUGUUCAUCUGCAGAUGUUUGACAAAGGGAAUGUUACUGAAAAAGAAAAAAAAAAAACUUACCAAAUGAAGAAUUGUUAGAAAAAAAAAUUAAGUUCCCUGCUAAAGACAUUUUUGUUAGUCUUAGGGGGUAGGUAUUUGCUUUCUAGAACUUGUUUCUGUUGAUACCUGGAUGUAGGGAACAUGUUUUACACCUAUGCGAGGUGUAAGUCUUGCAUUACAGUUGUAAGAUACAUUAUAUUGUUUAGGGAUCAAGAAAGCAAUCCAGUGCUGAAGUAACUAUAGUAUGUAGUUCCAAUUGUGAAUAAUGCUUUGCUUUUGUAAUGUAUGAAUAAAAAUAACACUUUCUAAUGA
This is a messenger RNA of Rattus norvegicus (Norway rat), 4325 nucleotides long. The record is from RefSeq and is a predicted model, not a curated record. Lineage: Eukaryota; Metazoa; Chordata; Mammalia; Rodentia; Muridae.